Messenger RNA from Sclerotinia borealis F-4128, 1848 nucleotides. The record is from the annotation of a GenBank genome assembly. NCBI's taxonomy places the organism in Eukaryota, Fungi, Ascomycota, Leotiomycetes, Helotiales, Sclerotiniaceae.
AUGUCUUAUAAUCACAACGCAGCAGACAACACCUUCUGGUACCCUCGCCCCUCCGCUGCUAGCCUGAAUAGCAAUAGCACAGCUGAAGGAUCGCAGACUACCGCGAGCACUCUUGCGACUCCUGUAGAUCCUCAAGAAGACUGGCCCAUUCGCAAUAGCCAGGAUGUGGAAAGUCCACUCGAAUUCUACAACCCGAAUUUAGACCAAUUGCCAAACCCUCUCUCUGCCCCAUUCCCAAUGCCAUUUACUUCUAGUAUCACCAAUCCAAAUGGCAACACCUUUGGCACAGAAGGAUACGGAGCUUUCCCGAACAUGGAAGACCAGAGAAUGGAUACACGCCUUAGUCAGGAUGGCUUUUCGCCCUUCGGCAAUGCAGUCUGGGGAAACAGGCCUGAUAACGUUGCUGGCGGUGGCGACUCGUUCGAUCUACAGCACUUCAUCGAAAGAUAUGGUCUUAAUUCCACUAUGACUCGCUUCGAUACGCCAACCCCUUUGGCACACCCGGCAGAUAAUCAGAAUUUAUCUGAGAAGAGUGGUGCACCUACAGCUGCAAAACCAUCAAAUGAUGUCGGCAUAUCUUCUUCCAAUUCUUCGGCUCAAUUUACAAGCGGUGCCCAAGAUGCGGAAGCUCCACGACAAGAUUCGUCGGAACAAAGUGGACAGUACCAAGCCAAUACUUUUGACGAAGGCCUCCCACCCACUAUGGAUGCCUCUCAACAAUCCGAUAGACUAGACACCCCACCAAAGGUUACCAAUGCUGGUCUUGGAGGUCCGGGAACUGUGAGACAGUCAGGUCCGCUUCGACUUCUUGCACCUGUGCCGUCAACCGCCAUAUCAGAACAGCGCAUGCCGCAGAGCCAACGUCCACCCAAAAGGCGAGGCACACGAUCUCAGAGCAGUUCUUCCCAACUGAGCAACCCACGGAUCUCCUUUGAAUCCUUGGUUCCAAAUAGGUUAAGCCCUGCAACCGCUGCCUUCGCCAAUGUCGCUCCCGCAACACAAUUCAUGGAGUCACUUUCCAGUGUGCACCUCCUAGAUAGCAUAGCGUGUGUCGAUCUCUUGAUGCGUUCUGAACUUGUCAAGGACUACCUCAAGCCUCACCUUUCCGCCAAGUACAAGGAAGGUCUUGCGAAUGGCGCAAGGCUUGCGGCAAGAAGUCGUCUCGGUAUGGAUGACAAGAUCAACGAGAUGAGCAGAAAGUAUGAGGAUCAGAAUGUGCAGCGGAAAAUUGUGUUCCAGGACAAGAAUAUCAAGAAUGAGCGACGCAAGAGGGAACGUGCCGCUGGUGUGAAUGGUAGUGGCAUGAUGACUGAUGCUUCUGAAACUGGCGAAAUGACACCCAGUGGUAGCAAACGUCGCCACCAAAAAUCUGGUCCUGAUAAUAGCUCGUUCGAUGUUGACAGUGAUUCAUUCACCCCUCCUCGAACUUCACCAAAGAAGCCUCGACUCCCCAAAAUGACGCCUUCAGAUCUCGUCAAUAAAUUCUGCUGCGAGGUGAACAUCGAAAAUCGGAAUCCAUUCUUCGAUGACCCUAUCCACACUCAGCUGCGUAGUCUCAGCCUUGUCCGUCUUAUCGACCCUGCACAAGAGUAUACUGCACUCAAUGGCGAGAUCUCUGACACUAAUGUAGAGCAUUGGCGUGCUUGUGCGGGACAGGCUGCUGGUCAAGUGAUGGACAAUGAACAAACUUGCAGGCAGUGUGCUGAUCAUAUCGGAGAUGGCACUGUGCCCUUUGCAAGCUGUGUCAUUAUUGACGACGCUCGAUCAGCUGGAAGAGAACUCCAAGGUGCAUGUAUGAACUGCGUAUACCUUGGAAAGGAUCGAGAAUGCAGUCUUCGGCGUGUUUAG